Solea senegalensis (Senegalese sole) is the source of this 3620-nucleotide messenger RNA. RefSeq names its product AT-rich interactive domain-containing protein 1B-like. The record is from RefSeq and is a predicted model, not a curated record. Bases 1103 to 3244 code for a protein of 713 amino acids. NCBI's taxonomy places the organism in Eukaryota, Metazoa, Chordata, Actinopteri, Pleuronectiformes, Soleidae. The transcript has 5 exons.
GAACUAAUCAUACUGUGAAUGUCAUUUUCAAUCUGCUAUCACACCAAACACUUCUGAAGAACAGUUUAUAGGUUGAGAUAUGGCCAGUAUAGCUUCCUUCUUGGCCGAAAGGGAACAUAAAUUCCCUUUCAAUCUGAAAAGGAGUGACUGGCAGUGGACGGAGGAAGUGGAUGAACUCUGUGCUUACAGAUAUUACCACAUUAUAGCUGCCAUAAAGUGUGAUUAUAAUCUUAUUCCGAUGGCAACAUUAUUGCGCACAGUGUGUGGAUGAGUGUCCAACUCCUGUCAGAGCUGUAGAGAACUGGCUUGAGCAGAGGGACAGAGCUGCUGCUGGCAGGAGGGAAAAUCAGAUCUGGAUAAUUGCGCAGAAGCUCGCUGGGGUAAAGUUAUCGCGCCUUGGUGCGUUUAUUUGAGGGAUCUUUGCGGAGCAGAGGAGCAGUGUCUGUGCGUGAUUAACCAAAAUGUACGAUAUUAUCGGUUAUUUUGUUGUUUAUAUGUGAAAUUCACGUUGGGAGUCGCCAUAAUGAGUCGUCCUCUGACCGUAUGACAUGGAACUAUCAGACGAAAUCUUGAUAUUAUCGUAAAAUAAUGGAAAAGCAGGUCAAGUCAAACCACUGCUAUGUUAUUGUGUCGUUUUUAUUGUAACAUAAACCCACAAAGCGUUCCAAAGAACCACCAAAACAACACGCAGCGUGCGUAAUGGCUCGCUGCUCCAGUCCGGAUUUUCCAUGCGAGGCGCGUCGGAGCCCCGGAGGUGGAUAAGCUGGUAGAGCCCGCUCUCUCUCAUGCCAUGCUGGGCCACAAGGGCUCCGGGAGACGCUGCUACAUAUUACGGAGAACCGGGAUGGAGGAGAGGCGGAGGGAGGAAGAAAAAAGUUUCGUUUAAACCUGCCAGAGAAACUCUCAACAUGAAGCCUCACUGACGCACCAUUCUACCACCGCCACAGCAGCAGCAGCAGCGCUACAACAAAGCUUGCCUUUUCCACUGAAUACAUUUUUUUCCCACCUCCCAGCUUGUGUUUUCUUCCUCUCGUGUGUUAUUUUCUGUGAGCGCGGCUGGUCGGAGCUUGCUGUCACUGCGCGCUGAGAUGUUGGAGUGACCAUGGCUGCGCAAGUGGCAUCGGCUCCGACCAGAACUAAUAACAAAAAUAAGAAAUUACCCAGCGGUUUGGGUCCGGAGCUCAACUCGGGGAAAUCCGGAGGAGGUGGAGGAGGAGGAGGAGGGACCGUGCAGCGAAUUGGACCGAUGCUGGGAGCCGGAGAUGGGACUCUGAAUAAUGUAGACCAUCACCGCCGAAACGAGCUCAACAUGGUCCAUUCAACUUCCACGACUCACGGCGCGCCGGACGGCCACGACAAGGAUGGAAAUAACCUCACGUCUUCCUCGGCGUCGACUAAUUCAACCACUUCCUCGAUGGAAACGGGUUUGAUCGCGAACCACAAGCUGAAGUGUGUGGGGAGCGGAGAUCCCCCUCAGUCUCAGCCGCUGCCUCAGCAGCAGCAGCCGCUGCAAUUCGGCCAGUUUACGCCACAUCAGCAGCGGCAGAUCCAAAGUAACAACACUGUCAACAACAACGGCCAGGGGCCCCGUGGAGACAGAGGCAUGGAUCACCAACACCACGGCGGCAAAGAGAACCUGCUGGGGGAGCCACAGCAGCAGCACAUGUCAGGUAAAGGUGAGGGGGAGCUCACCUGUAAACCUGCGGAGAGGAUGACGACCUCCAGGUACGAACAGUCUAACUUAGGGCCAAACAGUAACAACUCUGAGUUUAACAACAACUAUUACACCCCAAGGCCCUGUUAUGAUCAACAUGGCGGACAGCAGCAGCAAAGCAGCGGGAUGGGGAUAACGCACUCCUCGGCGCACAACAGCAUGGAGAAUUCCCACGACGCAGGUUUCCACAACAGCCAGUACAACCACCAGUACCCGGCGUACCGGGCGAGCUACGGCGGCGGGGCCUACGGGAUGAUGGGCCCCACUGGAUGCCGCCAACCUGGGAACAUGAUGAUGGGCAGCAACUCAAACACAGGCCACGGCAAAGCUCCUCUGGGACCUGGUUCUAGUGGCUUUCAGCGGUUCCCGGGGCAAACUCAGCAGCAGCAACAGCAGCAGCAGCAGCAGCAUCACCCCUCGGGUUCCACACCGACCCUCAACCAGCUGCUGACGUCCCCCAGCCCCAUGAUGCGGGGCUAUGGUGGUGCCUAUCAAGACUUUAGUGGCCCCACAUCGCAGCAGCAGCAGCAGCAGCAGGCUGGCAUGAGCCUGGGCAAGGACGUGGGGCCCCAGUAUGGACCCGCAUCUGCUCACGGCUGGGGAGGACAGCAGAGGAACCACCCGCAUUCUAUGAGCCCGGGUAACGGAGGACAAGGCCUCGGCAGGACGCAGGUGUCCUCCAUGGACUUUAUGGCUAUGAAGCGGUCGCAGCUGUACGGCAUGGCCAACAAUCCUUACUCCGCUCCACAGCAGCCAGGGGGUGGACCAUACCCUCCUAACCAGCCAUAUACGUCGCCGCCGCCGCACCGCUAUCCGAUGGGCAUGCAGGGGAGGGGCCAAAUGGGCCUGGGCGGAAUGCAGUAUCCACAGCAGCAGCAGGUGGCGCCGUAUGGCCAGCAGGUGAUGGGGGGCUACAGCCAGCAGCAGCAGCAGCAGCAGCAGCAGCAGCAGCAGGCAGGGCAGCAGCAGGGAACACCUCCGUACUUCAGCCCCCCUCAGCAGACGCCUCCAGGCCCCAGAGAGAGCCCCUACCUCCAGCCUCGACCACCUCCACAACAGGAGGCCCAGCAGGAGAGCUACAACUCCAGGGGUCCUGCUCCAGGGAACUCUGGGAAAGCAAACAACGAAGAUGGCGUCUCCCACGACCGCCCCUGCAGUCUGCCGGAUCUGUCCGGCUCCAUUGAUGACCUCCCCACAGGGACGGAGGCCGGUCUGGGCUCAGCCGUCAGCGCCGGUGGCUCGUCCUCCAGCAGCAGCAGCAGCCAGGGGGAGCAGGGAGCCGCUAGUAACCAGGGACAGUCACCUUUCUCCCCGCACGCCUCCCCACACCUCCCCAGCCAGAGGAGCGGGCCCUCUCCCUCACCUGUUGGCUCGCCCGCAGGCUCCACCCUGUCCCAGCAGUCCCGGUCUGGUUCUGGACCCAUCUCUCCUGCCAGUGGCCCCUCUGCCAACUCCACCACCGCCGCACCAGGUAGGACUGCUGUCAUUAGAGACUCGAGAAUGACUGUGUGCGCGCAUAAAUCUCGAUAAUCGGGUUUCUGUCGCGAUGGAAGGUGCAACCUGUAGCGUAAUUUUAUUACUUUAAUCACGACAAACAAAUAAGACGACAACUGACAAGAUUUGCUGUUGGUGCCAGACACUUCAUUGCAUUUUUCCCUGUAUACCACAGAGUUAGAUUCCCUGGGAAAUUUGCAAAAUUGCUUUACACUUUAAAGAGAAAUUGCUUCAUGCUCGCGUAAGAAGAGCGUGCUGUUUGGAAACAGAGUUACAAGACAAGUGACUUCACUCCGAUAGAUCCUCAAAUCCUCUUUUGAAGCCUCCAGAAGCACAAUUUGGCUGAGAGAUGUUCAAAGGUGUCACCUGCAACCAAAUUAGACAAUAGCAGCUGUCAGUCAAAGGGGUGUCC